AAUCGGAAUGAUGUCUCAAAGAGUCAGACUAGAGGUCAUGCGACAGUUGAAAAACAGAUAUGGAAAUCUUUACGGACCAGAUAAUGUUGUACUAAGUGGAACUCAUACUCAUUCAGGACCUGGAGGCUACUUUCAAUACACAAUUUAUAUGAUAACAAGCAAGGGGUUUAUAAAGCCAACCUAUAAUGCCAUUGUCAAUGGGAUCCUAGAGAGUAUUGAAACAGCUCAUCAAAAUAUGGUCAAAGGGCGGGUUUUUCUCAAUAAAGGCUUGGUCGAGAACACUCAAAUCAACAGGAGUCCUCUUUCUUAUCUUAAUAAUCCAGAAUCUGAAAGACUCAGGUAUACAUCAAACACAGAUAAAGAAAUGGUGUUGCUGAAAUUGGUUGCUGACAAUGGUCAAGAAAUAGGGAUGUUGAGCUGGUUUGCCAUUCAUCCUGUCAGCAUGAACAAUACCAACCUUCAUACAAGUAGUGACAACGUUGGUUAUGCUGCUUAUCUCUUUGAAGAAGAAAAGAAUAAGGGAUACCUGACAGGAAAGGGGCCGUAUGUUGCUGGUUUUGCAUCAUCUAAUUUAGGAGACGUGUCUCCCAACAUACAAGGUCCACACUGCAUAAACACAGGGGCUUCGUGUGAAAAUCUCAACAACUACUGUCCAAUAGGAGGGUCCAAGAUGUGUAUCGCUAAAGGUCCCGGCAAAGACAUGCUUGAGAGCACCCAAAUAAUUGGGAGAAACAUCUACUUGAGAGCAAAGGAACUAUACAGCAAAGCCGUUGAAGAGAUAAAUGGCCCCAUUCAUUCAGCUCACCAGUGGGUGGACAUGAGCAAUGUUACUGUUCAACUCAAUGCUACUCAUACGGGUAAAACAUGCAAACCAGCCUUGGGAUACAGCUUUGCUGCAGGCACCAUCGAUGGGCCGGGAAUGUUCAAUUUCACUCAAGGCAUGAUAGAAGGGAAUUCAUUCUGGGAUGCUGUUCGUGAUGCAAUCCUGGCUCGACCAUCCAAGGAAACAGAAGAAUGUCACAAACCUAAGCCUAUCCUCAUUCCUACAGGAGAGCUUUCGAAACCUUACCCAUGGCAUCCAAAUAUAAUUGAUAUUCAAAUAGUUACUGUUGGAUCUCUGGCGAUACUGGCUCUUCCAGGAGAAUUUUCGACAAUGUCUGGACGAAGAAUACGUGAAGCAAUAAAAAAUGAAUUGGAAAGUCACGGGACAACUGAAAUGAAUGUUGUACUGUCAGGACUGUGCAACAUUUACACCCAUUAUGUUGCUACUUAUGAAGAAUAUCAGAUCCAACGAUAUGAAGGCGCAUCUACCCUUUUCGGACCACACACUCUUUCUGCCUAUAUCCAAUUAUUCCGAGGUCUAGCGAAGGCUCUUGCUGAGGGCACAGCACGGGACUUACCAAAUCUCCCAGAGCCACCUAUUUUGAAUGUUACAGAGCUGACCUUUCUGCCUAUCAUCAUUGAUGCAAAGCCACUUGGUCGUAACUAUGGAGAUGUGCUACAAGAUGUGCAACCCAAAUACCGCAUGGGAGAGGUUGCUGAAGUGCGUUUUGUUGGUGCAAAUCCAAGGAAUUCGGCAACAAACUUGACCGACUUUACUUUCCUUACAGUAGAAAAAUAUGACAAUACUUCAAGUCAUUGGAAAGUGAUGUAUAAUGAUGCCUCCUGGGACACUAGGUUCACAUGGCAAAAAGGCAACUGGGGACGCAGCACAUCUAUCGUUCAGUGGCACAUCCAAAACAACACUGAGCCAGGAACCUACAGAAUACAGUAUUUUGGCCACAGCAAAGAAUUACUGAGGUCGAUCCGUUCAUUCAGCGGCUCUUCCUCGCAAUUUGAAGUUUCAGGCUGAAACGUGAAAUAGUGAGAUUUGUAGUUUGUUCCAUUUUUAAUUUUGAAUGAAAGGGAGAUAAUCAUGCAGUAUAUCUGCCUUGGCAACAGUUCACAGCAUGUCUCACUGUAUCUUUAAAAAGUGCAGUCAUAGAGAGUUGCAGCAGAAGUCACGCUCCAUGGCU
Molecule: messenger RNA, 2015 nt
Organism: Anolis sagrei ordinatus
Lineage: Eukaryota; Metazoa; Chordata; Lepidosauria; Squamata; Anolidae
Gene: ASAH2
Product: N-acylsphingosine amidohydrolase 2
Biological process (GO): sphingosine biosynthetic process; ceramide catabolic process; long-chain fatty acid biosynthetic process
Cellular component (GO): extracellular region
Molecular function (GO): N-acylsphingosine amidohydrolase activity
Source: RefSeq, a predicted model, not a curated record